Molecule: messenger RNA, 1357 nt
Organism: Poecilia latipinna (sailfin molly)
Lineage: Eukaryota; Metazoa; Chordata; Actinopteri; Cyprinodontiformes; Poeciliidae
Product: trace amine-associated receptor 6-like
Exons: 2
Coding region: 1-975 (324 amino acids)
Biological process (GO): G protein-coupled receptor signaling pathway; cell surface receptor signaling pathway
Cellular component (GO): membrane
Molecular function (GO): trace-amine receptor activity
Source: RefSeq, a predicted model, not a curated record
AUGGAAGGAGCUGAACUCUGCUUCCCAGAGCUCCUCAACACCUCCUGCAGUAAAACAAAGCAUUCACCCUCCGACGUGCUGCUUCUCUCCAUUAUUCUCGCUUUUAUUUCUUUUCUCACAAUGAUUCUGAACUUGCUGGUCAUCAUCGCUAUCAUGCACUUCAGGCAGCUUCACACCUCCACAAAUGUCCUAAUUGUGUCUCUGGCUUUCUCAGAUUUCAUCAUGGGUUUCCUUCUGUUCUUUCUGGUUUUCAAGAUAGACGGCUGCUGGUAUCUUGGCAACAUCAUGUGUGUUUUGUACGUCGUCUUAGGUUUUAUUGUUGCAUCUUCCUCGGUCGGAAACAUGGUCCUCAUUUCAAUUGACCGCUACGUAGCCAUCUGUGAUCCUUUACAUUAUCCCACUAAGGUCACUCUAAAACGAACCCAAGUGUCUGUUUCUGUGUGUUGGACUUGUUCUCUUGUUUAUUCCACUGUGAUUUUAAAGGACGAUCUGCAACAACCAGGCAGAUUUAAUUCCUGUGUUGGAUUGUGUACAUUUGAUGUCGGUCUCACUGGACUGAUUGUUGAUCUCUUAUUAACUUUUCUUCUUCCUGUUAUUGUCAUCAUUAUUCUGUAUGUUACAGUCUUUGUGGUGGCUGUGUCUCAGAUUCGGGCCAUGCGCUCUCAUGUUGCAGCCGUCUCACAUCAGCGUUCAGGAAAACCGAAGAAAUCUGAAAUAAAAGCCGCCAGGACUCUUGGGGUUGUUAUAGUUGUGUUUCUGCUGUGCCUUUGUCCGUAUUUUUGUGUCUCACUUUUGACCGAAGACAGCUUAUUUAAUAGUAUAUCAGGCAUCUACAUUAUAUUGUUGUACUACUUGAAUUCCUGUCUAAACCCUCUGAUCUAUGCAUUAUUCUACCCCUGGUUUAGAAAAUCUGUCAAAAUUAUUGUUACGCUUGAAAUUCUCAAGUCUGGCUCCUCAAAUGCAAACUUACUGUAAAGCUAAAUCAUGAAUAGUACACUGUAACACUACAACUCCUGGUUUUGACGCAUUACUACCUUAAUCUUCAAUGUUUUUGGAGAUUUUGUGCAAUAGACAACCACAUAGUGCUGACGUGUGAAGUGGAAGGGAAAGAGUCAUGGUUUUGGGGACUGAACUAAAUGUUCAUAGUGUUUGUCUUGUCUCACUGAUCACUCAAAGCUUUUCAGAUGACAGCUGCAUUCAACCAGUCCCACUCACAAACCUGCACAUUUGCAUUCGCACAUCAGUGUCGAUAGAUUCUUAAUAUUUGAUCAGUUUUUUGUUUUCCUGGCCUCGCUCUCAAUACAAUGCAGUAAAUCCAAACAUAAUUGUGUGGUUAUUGUUUGCCAUAGAAACUAUU